Molecule: messenger RNA, 1074 nt
Organism: Paramuricea clavata
Lineage: Eukaryota; Metazoa; Cnidaria; Anthozoa; Malacalcyonacea; Plexauridae
Source: the annotation of a GenBank genome assembly
AUGACAGCGGGUAUUUACGAAUGAAUGGACAGACGGUCAUGAUGAUUGGGGGAUACACCUAUGAAGUCAGGUAUUGUGAAAAUGUUAGGGAUAUAGUUUAUACAUUCCAUCUUUUGAAAUAUUAUCAACAUUUUAGGUAUGCAAAGUCCGGGUAAACGGCGGGAGUUUAUGAGAGUUGACAAGCGAAAGUUUGCAUGCAACUUUUGAUCAACUCUUUUGAUUAGCAAAUUGUGGUGAAAUUCAGAAUCAUUGACACUAUGUCUAUGGCUACGUCGUUCACACUGUAGCGGAUAACUUUGCGUAAGGACGCGAAAAAACACCUACCCGUACGCUUUGGAAACGGAGUAUGUGUAUAAAUUAUUGAAACGGAAAGAUGUUGUUUCGCUCAGCUUCUGAAAGUUGUACGUUUCGUACAGUAUUGGAAAUUCCGUACAGUACAUUCCGUACAGUAUUCCGUUUGAUUCGAAUCGCCGGUAUUGGUCAUCGAUUAAAUAACUGCCCAAAUAACAAAAAGAAUAAGUAGUAACAUUUUAAAAAUCGUUAAAAAAGUUAAAUUUUCUCGGGGGGAGGGCACUUGCCAUCCUGGGUCGGAUUGGUUUAAAAAGGUAGUUAAAGAUUAAUUUUUUUGCGCAAUUUAUAACCAAUCAAACUUGUCGCGCAUUUUAGGCUUAACUAAUAUUUAACUAGGAACUCUCGAUUUCAGGAGUACAUCACUGGAAAGUCGAAGUCAGCCAUGCAGUACAAGACGCAGAAGAGUGUUUCCAAGAUCCAGAGGGCCCAACAUUUGAAGUUGGUGUCAUCGAAGUUGACGAAGAUUAUUCCGAAGCCACUAUCGAGGACGAAAUUACGAAGAAAUGGGUUUACUCUGGACCGGCGAAAAAGAUUACCAAUGUCUUGUUGAAUCUUGACAUGGAGAAAAAAUCCUUGUCAGCUUUUCCUGCAAGAAAAGGUUUGGUUGCUACGUCGAAGUUCAGUUUGCGACGCAAGGCGCUUCAUGUGAAUGCUGAUGUGGUGUUUCCUUUUUUCUCCGUGAACUGCCCGCACUACAGUCUUAUUGUACAUAUUGUAAAAUGA